AUUCAAAAUGGCAACCACUGGUUUUGAUUUUUCGUUCCGACCAAAGCUCCGAUCGAUUUGUAAUAUUUUCAUAUGAAUAUCACUGUAUAUGAAGUAUAUGAACUCUCAAAAUGAUGCUUCCUAUUCCAGUCUUCCUCUUUUUUGUCAUAGUUCAGGGAAAACCCGAAAAACGGGCGCCAGAGAUAGAUACCUCAAUCAGUGAUGCACAGCUAAUAAUAUGCAUCAUGAAUGUCAAUGCAACAGCCUCUACCAUAUCCUGGUCUUCACCGCUCACUGGAGAUGCUAUAUGUGAUAUUAGUUAUUGUCAAGUUUCGUACUGCAAAUUGGAGUAUGUCCAUACGAAUCGACCAACCAGCGGUUCUAACUAUAUUCAUCCUAAUGUGGUUCCGAAUGUCCUCUAUAAAGUAACUGGUGAAUGUAAGGUGGAUGAUGAGGUAGUGUUGAAGGCACAGGAAAUGACUUUACAAUUAGGCACUGAUAUCAACACCAAGAAGUGCAGCAACGAUGAGAAAUACACCGCUUCAGGAAAUAGUCAAACACAGAUAACGGCAACGCUUGAUCAUACGUAUAAAUUAAACAUCACAGACCUGGUUAUUGGCGUUAUUGUCGGCUCUGUAGGGAUAGGCAUAAUUGUUAUAAUAGCUACUAUUAUACAUGGACGAAUUAGAAGAUGGCACAGGCUCAGAAGGUUUCUUCGAAUGCGAGAUGAUGACGGACUUACAGAUUUUAGAGAUAAUAAUGCCGCCAGAACUGUAGCUUCUAUCUCGGAAUUAUAGUACCUGAUGUCAGUACAGAACACUCCUGUACAUUAAAUCUCAUAUUGUAACAUUGUAUUGAGGUGAUACUAAAAUUAUGGCGAGGAUUUUUUUCUAUUAUAUGCAGACUUUUUGACAUUUUACAGUUUGUACCCAGAUGUUGUCCUGGAAACGAGAUGUUUUUUUUUUUUUAAGGUGAAACAUUUUGAAAUUCCUAAUGGAGUAAAACAUGACAUGUUGUAUGUCAUUAACAGAAUACUGGCGUUCAUAUUCACAUGAAUAUCUGUAUAAUAGUGUGGCAGCUGUGUAGGUCAUCGCACAAGAAAACUGUUGUGAAAUAAAGCUACAUUGUAACAUUCAGUCACUUGCAAAUGAACCAAUCAGCGCACCUCCCUUCCAUUACAG
Messenger RNA from Saccoglossus kowalevskii, 1160 nucleotides. RefSeq lists its product as uncharacterized. Gene Ontology annotation, molecular function: protein binding. Lineage: Eukaryota; Metazoa; Hemichordata; Enteropneusta; Harrimaniidae. The record is from RefSeq and is a predicted model, not a curated record.